This is a messenger RNA of Punctularia strigosozonata HHB-11173 SS5, 2245 nucleotides long. RefSeq lists its product as uncharacterized. The transcript is spliced from 2 exons. The coding region runs from base 339 to 1748 and encodes 469 amino acids. The record is from RefSeq and is a predicted model, not a curated record. NCBI's taxonomy places the organism in Eukaryota, Fungi, Basidiomycota, Agaricomycetes, Corticiales, Punctulariaceae.
AAGUCUCCGGGUCAGGACAAGAUCAAGGCAAUGCCGAGGAGAGACAAAGAGCCGUUCAGAAGUUUCUUGCAAGAGCCGAGUUAUCGAAGCUCGCUCGUAGUCUUCGGACGCGUCUAUCAUACGCCUCAUACAAGGCUACCAACCAGUUGUCGAAUGUGCCAUUGAGCGAACUGGAACAAAGAACACCUCAACCCGCCCCGCGAACGGUUCCCUCAAAGCGUAAAGCGGGAGGCGUCAACAAUUAUUACGACAACCCGGCGACACAGGGCAACAGCGCGAUGGUACGUGCAGGUCCAUCGGGAUCUGCAGCGCCCUUGUCGCGGAUAGGCUCGGGUUCGAUGGGCCCUCCUGCCCCUGUUGCAGCAUCGAGCUCGCGAUAUUACCCCAAUGCCGCCGCCGCCGCCGAAGCAGCUCCUCAGCAGAGCCUGUUCGCCUCCAUCCUGGCACAACCUCCUGACAAACGAGGUCGGACGAUCCACAACCCGUCUGCACCGCCCGUGGCCGCGCCAUCACGCACGGAGAGUCUCCCGCGGUACUCUUCUCGGCGGUCCGACGACAUGCGCUCGCCGCGGACGCGCCCACGCGGAAAUUCCCACAGUGGCGUCGCCGAGCCGUCGACGUCGGGGCGCCACAGUCACGCGCGCACAAGAAGCGACAAGGGCAAGCGAAAGGAGCGGCAGCUGACCGUGCCGAACGACGAUGUCGACAUGAAGGCGGCGGCGACGCUCACGUCACUCCUCCUCUCCGCGCGCCCGUCCGUAUCGUCCAUUCCCACUUCGCCGAGAUCCACGUUCUCCGGCGCUGACGGGUCUGACGCGGGUUCCGCCCAUUCGUUGCACUUCGCGCAAAGCUCGGCGCGCUCGACCGGGCGCGCUUCAACGCCCCCACGCAGUCGGACACAAAGCGAGCGCGGAAGCGUGGGCGGUGCUUCUUCCGGCGGCGACCGGGAGGUGACGCCGACCAAUACGGCCUCGACGGACGUGCGCCAGGGGACGCCACAGCGGACGGACCCCGACACGGAGGCGGCGGAUCUGAUGCUCUACCUUGCAACGUCGCCAUCCCCCGCCCGCCCGAAUGCCAAUCGCGAACGCGGCCUGCGUGAUGCGGCUACCCUAGGGUCGCUCGGCAGUGGCGAGGGCUUGCGCGCCAAACCGCGGGUGCUGUUUCCAGGUGCUUCCGAAGAAUUCGAUGACCCUGAACAGUUCUCGUUAAGGCUACCUGAUCUUGGAGACGGCACGGGAGAGCCCGUAGCCAAGGAUUACGCUACGGUCGCGCCUCGUCUCACGAACAUGGUGCCGAAGUCGCCUGUCUCCACGAGCUCGAAUUCUAGUUACGCGUCGAUGUCGUCUGCCAUGCCGACGCUCACUGCCCAAUCGUCCUUGACCUCUGUGGGCACCGCCAACUCCUCAUUCUCCUCUUCGGGCGUGGCCAAUUCUUCUUUCACCUCCGCGGGCAUGUCGGGCUCGUACUCAUCAUCGCAUCCCUUCGCGGCGGCUCCCUCCACCCCGGGCGACUUUUCGUUCAACUUCAACGACUUCAUCAAUGUGUCUCCAUCUCCCGCUACGUUUGGCAAACCUCGGGAAGAAGGCGCUGUGCAACACAAGCCCGCGUUGACUGGCCUUAGGCCAGAACUCGGGAGAAAACUGUUUGAGGAGGAGCAAAGUCGGGUUGCGGCGCAACAGGCCCAGGGUAUGUCGGGUGGCAGCAGAAACGCGCUUGGUGCAGGCAUCGACCUUGUCGGAACGUGAAGUGAAGGCCAUGUUCAAGACAACCUUUCGCGUGGCGCUGUCUAGAUUCCGCGGCAAGGCGUGCCUCGGCGUUUCAACCUAUCUUUGCCCAAACGUCUGCGACCCCUAUGCUCGUAAUCGUCACCAGGCUCCAUACACAGCAAUGUUCGAUAUCCGCAAUUGACUUAUGGUAACGAAACAGCAAUCAUUGGCUAGUGUAGCAACGAAUCACAAGCAAGCCUCCUAUGUAUCACCUACUCGCCCCUCGCGCUAUUUCUGUGAACUCCACGCCGUCUCAACAAGCAAAUCCUAGCUUGCAUAUCUAUCCAACGAACUCUCUUGGUAUAGCGAUUGAUCCGUGUACUUGCUCCUCCACCAGAGCGACGACACUACCUUAUUUAUUCGCGCGUUUGGACCGUUCUACUCUCCUUCGAAAGACCUCUUUGCCCCUUUUCUCUUUUCUCAGUUCAUACACGUUGCUUCCGAACGAAGUACGAGUUCCAUUGAUUUAUCCUUUU